AUGGUUGAUUAUCUGAUUCGCUUUGCACAGAGCCAUGAAUCAUUUCGCAAAGCAGAAAUUGAAGCUCUAGCCAGCUUGGUGGGGGUUAAGAUAGAAUUUCUAGUUUAUCAUGAUAAUACUCCGUUCUGUGUAGUGACACUUGAGAAUGAAGAUGCUGCGCGUGCGCUUAUGCGACGCAGCAUUCUGGCUAAAAAUAUAUAUGAGCUUUGGGGGCAAGGAGACACAUACGACCAGCUGAGAGCAGAUGUACGCCGCCGUACUGAGUCCAGAUGGCCCGAUUACAAGAUGGUAUCUUUCAAAUUUGGCGUUGAUACCUAUGCAUCAACGAGAAAUUCAAAGGAGAGGAACGAGAUAAUCGACUCGUUUGCAUUUUUGGCCUUUGAGGGACCAAUAAAGAUGAUUGAUGCUGAGGAGGAGUUCUGCGUCUUUGAAGAAUUCUCUCAUCAACUUGCUGUUUCUGGAAAUCCUAAAACACAUACCAAGCCGGUAUUGAACCGUGUUUAUCUUGGUAGAUGGGUUACGGAGGGAGGUCGGGUAGAGAUCAACAGAUAUGACUUGAAGAAACGCUGUUAUAUUAGCACUACCUCUAUGGAUGCAGAACUGAGUUUAAUAUCAGCAAACAUGACGCAUGCGGCGCCUGGGAAGCUCUUUUAUGAUCCAUUUGUUGGAACUGGCAGUUUUCUUGUUGCUGCUGCUCAUUUUGGUGCAAUAACUUGUGGCUCGGAUAUUGAUGGGCGGAGCUUCCGCGGCAAAGAGACUGAACCAAAGGCUAGUACUGGAGUCAUUGCCAACUUCAAGCAAUACGGGCUGGAAUCCAAAUAUCUGGACACAUUUACUUCCGACUUGACGAAUACCCCUAUUCGAAACACACGUAUUUUUGAUGGAAUAAUCUGUGACCCACCAUAUGGAGUGCGAGAAGGGCUCCGGGUCCUUGGACAUAAGGAUGAAAGUCGAAGGGGGGAACUCAUGAUGUACCAGGGUGUUCCAUCCUAUAAGCGGGAGAAUUAUAUUUUCCCGAAAAGGCCAUAUGGCUUUGAAGCUAUGCUUGAUGAUAUCCUUGAUUUUGCUGCCCACACGUUAGUUAUCAAUGGCAGGCUAUCUCUCUGGAUGCCUACUGCAAACGAAGAUGAGGUUGAACUUGAGAUUCCGAGCCACCCGUGCCUCGAGCACAUUGAUUCCUGUGUGCAGCCAUUUAACAAAUGGUCACGGAGACUACUAGUAUACAGGCGGCUGCCUGACAGCGAAGUAUCAUCUACAGCCCCUAGGGGAAGAAAAGAAGUACCUAGAGGGCUAAAGGCCGACGAUUUGAACCCGUUUAGACGAAAGUAUUUCGAAUCCUUUCCUGUGGAAGAAAAUUCCAACCCAUAG
Molecule: messenger RNA, 1368 nt
Organism: Microsporum canis CBS 113480
Lineage: Eukaryota; Fungi; Ascomycota; Eurotiomycetes; Onygenales; Arthrodermataceae
Product: tRNA guanosine-2'-O-methyltransferase TRM11
Exons: 5
Coding region: 1-1368 (455 amino acids)
Biological process (GO): methylation
Cellular component (GO): cytoplasm
Molecular function (GO): nucleic acid binding
Source: RefSeq, a predicted model, not a curated record